Molecule: messenger RNA, 1669 nt
Organism: Oryctolagus cuniculus (rabbit)
Lineage: Eukaryota; Metazoa; Chordata; Mammalia; Lagomorpha; Leporidae
Gene: HES1
Product: hes family bHLH transcription factor 1
Biological process (GO): regulation of DNA-templated transcription
Molecular function (GO): protein dimerization activity; DNA binding
Source: RefSeq, a predicted model, not a curated record
CGCGGCGGCAAUAAAACAUCCUGGCACGUGCUCCGGCUCCAGGCGCGCCCUCGCCGGCCGGCUGAUGUCAAACUGCAGCUCGGCUGGUGCAGCUCUUAAAGGGCCCGCGAGGGGAGAGGCAGCCUCGCCGCCCGCCUGCCUCGAGGUGCCGCCGCGCCGAGGGCCCGCGGGCGGAAAGGGAGAGGGUGCGGAGGAGCGCGCGCGCGUCCCGGAGCGGCGUUGCCAUCAAAGCGCCCCUUGUUCGUUUGUCAUUGGCGAUUCCAUUUCCUUUCUACCCAGUUGGAAAUUUUUCUGAUUGUUUCCUGGGGCAGCGUGGGGGUCCAGGGCCCCCAACACCAACAGAAGGAAAGAGGGACGGGGUGGUGAAGGUGGGGGGCGUCCAAGAACCACCUUGCCCUGAGAAGCCUGCAAAUGAGAAGUGCAAGGGAUUAAAAAAAAAGGAAGGAAAAUGCCAGCUGAUAUAAUGGAGAAAAAUUCCUCGUCCCCGGUGGCUGCUACCCCAGCCAGUGUCAACACGACACCGGAUAAACCAAAGACAGCCUCUGAGCACAGGAAGUCUUCAAAGCCAAUCAUGGAGAAAAGACGAAGAGCGAGAAUAAAUGAAAGCCUGAGCCAGCUGAAAACUCUGAUUUUGGAUGCUCUUAAGAAAGAUAGCUCGCGGCAUUCCAAGCUGGAGAAGGCCGAUAUCCUGGAGAUGACCGUGAAGCACCUCCGGAACCUGCAGCGCGCGCAGAUGACCGCCGCGCUGAGCACAGAUCCGAGCGUACUGGGGAAAUACCGCGCCGGCUUCAGCGAGUGCAUGAACGAGGUGACCCGCUUCCUGUCCACGUGCGAGGGCGUUAACACCGAGGUGCGCACCCGGUUGCUCGGCCACCUGGCCAACUGCAUGACCCAGAUCAACGCCAUGACCUAUCCCGGGCAGCCGCACCCCGCCUUGCAGGCGCCGCCGCCGCCCCCGCCUGGCCCCGGCGGCCCCCAGCACGCGCCGUUCGCGCCGCCGCCGCUCGUGCCCAUCCCCGGGGGCGCGGCGCCCCCUCCCGGCGGCGCCCCCUGCAAGCUGGGCAGCCAGGCUGGAGAGGCGGCUAAGGUGUUCGGCGGCUUCCAGGUGGUGCCUGCUCCCGACGGCCAGUUUGCCUUCCUCAUCCCCAACGGGGCCUUCGCACACAGCGGCCCGGUCAUCCCCGUGUACACCAGCAACAACGGGACCUCGGUAGGUCCCAACGCCGUGUCCCCUUCCAGCGGGCCCUCGCUCACGGCCGACUCCAUGUGGAGGCCGUGGCGGAACUGAGGGGUUCUGGACACCUCUCCACCCAGACUGCCCUACCCGCUUCUCCACCCUCCGGACAUUAAACAGGAACUUGGAUACUGGGAGUGAAGAGAACUUUUCUGUGAUUGAUUUCAGUGGUUACCUUGUUGGUUUUUUUUUAAUUUCUAAAAGUUACUUUUUUGUAGAAGAGCUGUAUUAAGUGACUGACCAUGCACUAUAUUUGUAUAUAUUUUAUAUGUUCAUAUUGGAUUGCGCCUUUGUAUUAUAAAAGUAAAGAUGACAUUUCGUUUUUUACACGAGAUUUCUUUUUUAUGUGAUGCCAAAGAUGUUUGAAACUGCUCUUAAAAUAUCUUCCUUUGGGGAAGUUUGAGAAAAUAUAAUAAAAGAAAAAGAGUGAAGGUG